GCAUUCUCUCGGUGGAUAGGGGGAUUCCUCCGACAACAUGGCGGCCGGGAACCGCAGGCUGUGAGCAACAGUUGCGCCAGCGCCUUUGUGCCGGGCCGGGCUGGGCCGGGCCGCGGCGGUUGGUCUUUGAUCAGGGGGGAUCCCGGUUGGGUGACUGGCCGCUCGGCGGCGGCGGGGGUGUGAGGACGGGGAGGGGAGGGGAGGCUGGCUGGCUGGCGGCCUAGCGCGGGCUGAGGGUGGGCGGACCAUGAAGAGACAGAGCGAGCGCGACGCGAGCCCCGGCUCGGCCCCAGCCAGCGGGCUCGGUAGCAGGUCGGCCAAGCGACUCCGGGAGCGGGAACGAGAACGGGAGAGUCGGGGCGGGCGGGACGAGUGCGAUGGGGGCCGGGGAGGCGGUAAUUACCACAAGGCCUCGCUCAGCGCCAAACACCCCGGCCAGAGUAGAAGUAGAAGCCGAGACAGGCCAGCGGGAGGGGGAGGAGGAGCGGGAGAGAAAUCCAAUAGUAAUAGCCGCAGGGAGGACAGGGGGGACCAUCACCAUCACCACCAUCAUCAUGAGCCAGCCAGGCCGCCGUCUGCCAGGACCAGUUCAGCUCAGAAAAGUAAAGGUGACGGCAGUCGGCCCACUGGCCUGGAGUAUAAGACCUUGGUAGUCAGCAAUCUUGGGUCACAACUGACAGACGAGGCAGUGGAGGAUGGCCUCUUCCACGAAUUCAAGAAGUUUGGGGAAGUGAGUGUCAACGCCACCCAGACUCCCGAGGGGGACCGACUGGCAUAUGUGCACUUUCGCCAGCAUGAGAACGCAAAGGAGGCAAGGCAUGCUAAGGGGCGGCUGGUGCUUUAUGACCGUCCUCUUAAAAUCGAGCCCGUGUACCCCAAGAGGAGGAGCUGCACUCCACCGGAGGUGAACUAUGUGCCCAUACAUGCUGGGUACCAGUAUCGACAGCGCUCUUUGUCACCCGGGGCGUGUGCCCUCAGAGAGCAGAGGUCGAGACAUGCCAAUUAUUCCAUAGAGGUGGUACCGCUGCCAAGGGAGCGUGAGCGGUCAUUAGAUUAUUAUGGAUUGUAUGACGAGCGUGGGCGUACCUACAGUUACCCAGUGCAGGAAGAUGAUUUGAUGCCUGAGGAUGACAAGCGAGCCACCAGGAAUUUGUUCAUUGGCAAUUUGGACCACAACAUCUCAGAAAUUGACUUGAGGCGUGCUUUUGAGAAAUAUGGCAUUAUUGAAGAAGUAGUUAUUAAGCGUCCAGCCAGGGGGCAAGGAGGCGCCUAUGGAUUCUUAAAAUUUCAGAAUUUGGAUAUGGCACACCGUGCCAAAGUGGCCAUGUCAGGCCGUGUAAUCGGCAGGAACCAUGUUAAAAUUGGAUAUGGCAAAGCCAACCCAACGACUCGUUUGUGGGUUGGUGGUUUGGGACCCCUGACUUCGCUGGCUGCCCUCGCCAGGGAGUUUGACCGCUUUGGCAGCAUUCGCACAAUUGACUACGUUAAAGGUGACAGUUUUGCUUACAUACAGUACGAGAGUUUGGAUGCUUCCCAGGCUGCCUGUGCCCAAAUGCGGGGCUUUCCCCUGGGGGGACCUGAUCGUCGAUUGCGGGUCGAUUUUGCCAAGGUGGAGGACACACGCUACCAGCAGCCUUACCCUCAGGCGCCACUGUCCAUGCAUUACGAGCCCCUGCCUGAUGGGUACAGCCGCCAUCGCAGCCUGGAGAGGGAGGCUCGUGCUCGUGACCGGACUCCACCCCUGCCCCUGUAUCACGAGCGGGACAGGAACUUUUCUGAUGGUGACUGGAACAGCCCAGCCAAGUCCCUGGACCGUCGCAACAAUGCCGACGGUUACAAUGCCUCCGUCCGCAGUCGCAGCAGAGAUCGCUGGGCGAGUGAGCGGGAGAAUGACCGUGGUGCCGUAGCUGUCAAGCCGUGGGAGGAGCGCCGGAAGCGCCGGAGUCUUUCCAAUGAUCGCGCCCGCCCUGCCCACUCGCCUUACGAGGAGCGGAUGAGAGCCAAGCCCCAGAGCUCCUUGGAACCAAGUCCGGACAAGAGAAACAGAGACACUAGAGUGACAGAUGGGGUGUCCGACAAGGAGCAGACCAUUGCUACUGCCCAAGAUGACCGACGUCUGCCCCUCGAGGAAAAAAUGCCCCUUGAUGUCCAUGAGCCAGUGCAGCUCAAAAAGAAAGACAGUGAGCACAAUCACAGAACUAUUGAGGUUGAUCCUGAGACUAAAGCCAAUGUUGAGGCUCCAAAAGUUGAGCCCAAGAAGCCAGCCAAUUUGUUGGAGUUUGCUCAGGCGCUGUCAUUGGCCUGGAAUGGUGUCCUUAUACUCAAAAACAGUUGCUUUCCUACAAAUAUGUUCACACUGGAGGGUGACGCUGCCAUCACCCUUGCCCUCCUAAAGGACUCUGCAACAGGUGCCAAGGUAUCCCAGCUGAAGAUUGCGCAGCGCCUCCGCCUUGACCAGCCCAAGUUGGACGAAGUGACCCGUCGCAUUAAGCAGGGCAGCCCUGAUGGUUAUGCUGUGCUGCUUGCUGUGCAAGCCCCUCAGGGGGCAGAGGGUGGUAAUGGUGCCGUGGCGGUUGAACCAGGCCUCCAGCAGCGGCUCUUACGGAAUCUGGUGUCGUACUUGAAGCAGAAGCAGGCGGCUGGAGUGAUCAGUUUGCCCAUUGGUGGGGUGAAAGACAAGGACAAUACAGGCAUGCUAUACGCCUUCCCUCCCUGUGUUUUCUCCCAGCAGUUCCUACAGACAGCUAUGAGGACUUUGGGGAAAGUGGAAGAAGAACAUUUGAUUGUGGUAAUACUACGGGACUCAGUCUGAGAGACUCUUUCACAUUGAAUAAAGUGUAGUUCCUCUUGUAAGGACUGUAAAGUGUCUUUAGGACAAUAAUUGCUAAACCAAACAAAUGUCUGUCUGUACCAGAACUUUUAGAUGUCUAAUUCUCUAGUCUGUUUUUACCAUAAUAGUCCUUUUAUUUCUUCCAAGUGGAAUUUUAGGCCAGUGCUGAAGUUCGACUUUCAUUUGUUUGGUUUUUUAAAUUUGGCUGUAUGAAGAAAGUUCUGAAUUGUCAGUAAAGCUGCAUCUAAUGUUGUAUUUUUAAUUCUGUUCUGUUCCUGACUUUUUUAUACUUUCUAAUAGUUGAAAGUGCAAAGUGAGAUACUUAUGAAUAUUGUUCCACAAUAAUUUGAAGAUCACUUUGUAUUUUUGUUAUACAAGUUGAAAGGCACUAGAAAGUAUUAAACAAAAUGUGGAUUUGAUUUUUACCAUGAA
Messenger RNA from Hypanus sabinus (Atlantic stingray), 3262 nucleotides. RefSeq names its product putative RNA-binding protein 15B. Gene Ontology annotation, cellular component: nucleus. Gene Ontology annotation, biological process: regulation of alternative mRNA splicing, via spliceosome. The transcript has a single exon. NCBI's taxonomy places the organism in Eukaryota, Metazoa, Chordata, Chondrichthyes, Myliobatiformes, Dasyatidae. The record is from RefSeq and is a predicted model, not a curated record. Bases 248 to 2812 code for a protein of 854 amino acids. Gene Ontology annotation, molecular function: mRNA binding.